This is a messenger RNA of Ceratina calcarata, 3877 nucleotides long. RefSeq names its product RNA-binding protein Nova-1-like protein passilla (gene pasilla). Lineage: Eukaryota; Metazoa; Arthropoda; Insecta; Hymenoptera; Apidae. The record is from RefSeq and is a predicted model, not a curated record. Bases 301 to 1845 code for a protein of 514 amino acids. Gene Ontology annotation, molecular function: RNA binding. The transcript is spliced from 5 exons.
UGGCAAGGCAGCCGCGAGCAGUCGCCAGUGAGACGCGGUGUACCCCGCGAGGGCUUUCGUCGUUUGUUCGUUCGCCUAUACGUGUGUCUAUAUGUCCGUCAUCUCCCUUCCGCUUAAACCUAUCGUGAUCGUGCGUACGUUCAUUCGUUCGUCCGGUCCGUGUGUGGUGCGUCUCCCAUCGGUCGCCUUCAACGACACUUGCCACCGGUCGCGGCUAUCGUCUCUGUGUCAAAGUACACCUCUCACUUGCACUAUCUCUCUCUCCUCGUUGCUCUUGGAGUGCCCGACCGAAAAGACAAGAUGGCUGCCGACUCAGGAAUGGAGACGUGUCCCUCCCCGGAGAUUGCAGACUCCAGGAAGCGGCCACUCGAUUGUGACACGGAAAAUGGUGCGACGAAGAGGUCCCAUUAUGGAUCAGGGGGAGAUGGAACAUAUCAUCUCAAAGUAUUGGUCCCUGGCGUGGCAGCCGGAGCAAUCAUUGGGAAGGGAGGGGACACAAUUGCCCAACUACAAAAGGAUACAGGAGCUCGGGUCAAAAUGUCUAAGUCGCAUGAUUUCUAUCCAGGGACAACAGAAAGAGUGUGUUUAAUUACGGGUAGUUUGGAAGCUAUAAUGGCGGUCAUGGAUUUUAUAAUGGACAAGAUUCGUGAAAAACCAGACCUCACACUGAAGACGACCGUCGAUUUUGAAUCGGGAAAAACUACUGCAGAGAGGGACAAACAGGUAAAAAUUUUGGUACCUAAUAGUACUGCAGGGAUGAUAAUAGGUAAAGCUGGAAAUUACAUUAAGCAAAUAAAAGAAGAGUCCGGCUCGUAUGUACAAAUUAGUCAAAAGGCGAAGGACGUGUCUCUGCAAGAGAGAUGUAUAACGGUAAUCGGAGAGAAAGAGAAUAACCGCAACGCGCUGAUGAUGAUAUUAGCGAAAGUGGCGGACGAUCCGCAAAGUGGCACAUGCCCGAACGUCAGUUACGCAGAUGUCAGCGGUCCUGUAGCUAAUUACAAUCCCACAGGCAGUCCUUACGCUCAAGCACCUACAAGCACCCCUACGUACACUUCCACAGCUGGAAUUAACACAGUGAGCCUGUUGAACGGUGCUGGUUUGAGCUUGAACUUGAACCUGGGAGCUGCGAUCACGGCAGGUACAGCACCGGUGACAACGCAGCUCUUGGAACAUAUAAAGUUGAAUCUACGAACGGCAGGCUUCUCCGAGCCUGCCGCUAGCGAAAUUCUGUCUGCUAUCGCAACACUAGCUAAAUAUAAUCUCCUCGGGAUGGGCAUCGGGAUGCCGUCCAGCAUGAGUUACCUCGGGAAUCCGAUGGACAGCACCACGACCGCGAACGGUUCGAACAACAAUGGUGGCGUGUUCGGGCCGAUCGGGACAGUUCCUGCUCUCGGAUCUACGUCUCCCACACCACGUAACACACUAGACAGAUACGAGCCCUUUGAUCCGUUCAGACAAAACAACACAGCUGCCAGCGCUAUUCAUCUAAACAACAAUUCGUUUGGCCUGGGCACUAACCAGUUAUCACUUGUAAGUAAGAGUCCUACACAGGUAGACGCCAACAACAAGGAGACCAAGAAAGUAGACAUAGAAAUUGCAGAGGUUAUAGUGGGAGCUAUUCUGGGACCCGGUGGUCGUGCCCUCAUUGAGAUUCAGCACCUAAGUGGCGCCAACAUACAAAUCUCUAAGAAGGGCAUGUUCGCUCCUGGUACUAGGAACCGCAUAGUGACUAUCACGGGUUAUCCCAAUGCGAUCGGCACUGCUCAGUAUUUGAUCGAGCAGAGGAUCAGCGAAGAGGAAGCGAAACGAGCACGUCAGAACGCCCUCGCCAAUAUGAUCCAUUGAUUUCAAGUACAGCACUUUUGUUCAUCCCCAUUAUCGGGCUCCGUUAUCCAUCUUUUCGCGUCUUGAGACGAUGUUAACGGUAGCUCUUCUCUCUCUUCCCUUCUUGAAAAGAACAUGAAAACACACAGAGACACACUCGUCCACUUGCCACCUACCACCCGUUGUCAUUUUUGUCGCUACAUCACUAUAGCGCUUGCAUUAUCACAUCACUUGUUCAUGCAUCGAUCAUGGUUCGCGUCGACAUUUAUCCAUCUUUUAAGAUUAUUAUGAUAUACAUAUAUAUACACAUAUAUAUGUAUAUAUAUAUAUAUAUAAAUAUUACAUGUUAAAUGAUAAACUACUACAAUUGUUCUGUGAUACACCACGUUACGGGGCUUUAUCACAAAUAACACACGUACCACAUCAGAGUCAUAUAGUAUAUCUAGUUGUAUAUGGUAUAGGAUUAUUGAGAGAAGGCAUGAUAAAACUAUAAUUAUGUUAGUAAUGAAAUGGCACAAUUUGGCCAUGAUUGUCCUCGAAACGUUUCGAGGCGACGACAAUUAUUUCGUUCCGUAAAAGAUAACUCUAUUUUUUUCUCUUUUUUUGUAUAGGAGCAUAAUCAUAUUACUAACGCGAGAGAUACUUUUAGUUAGAGGGUCAUACAGAACUCAUAAAUCGAAUCUGACAAAGGAUUCAGUACCUUGAAACGUGCACCUCGCGGGUCAAAUUCUAUUCAUUUACACACGAAGCAUGAUUUCUCCGAGAUACGAUCGUUGUAUUGAACUGUUCCUUGAACUAUUAAAUGAUUAGGCUGUUUCAAGCGAGUUUGAUAAUGCUUAACAUGGCUAUUCGAACGAGAGUUUCUUGCGUACAGAGUAAUACCUUGGCAAAACCAAAGAUGUUGCAUGUGUAAAGCAGAGAUAACUUGGCUGCAAGAUGAAUAUACAUAGAAAGGGAGAGAGUUAUUCUACGUAUAAACAUAUAUUUAUAUAUUUACAACACUGGCUGGUCCAGUCGAACGAUUAACGUAAUACAUUAUUGCCAAGUUUUAUUCUGAAGCCCAAAGUGUUUAUUUCGCAAAAUCUCUCUUCAUCCGACUUGUAUCUUGUAGUGUUUAGAUUAAUAUACACACCGAGUAUAUAAACAUAAAUUUAUCAUUGUUCCUUGCGCACGCCUCAGGAACGGUGAAUUCAUUGCGCUAGGAUAAGAAUCGCUCGAUUCAUCAUCGGAUCGAGGAGAUCCUCUCGGGUAAAUAGUCUUGGUAUGAUUAUAAUGCGAUUUUAGAUACGUUCUAUAUUAAAACGAUCGUCUAAUUAUUUUUAGCUUCAAGGUACAUCAGUUGAAUACAAUUUCAAUUAUCGCAAUUUUACAUUACGAGUCGGGACACUGUUUUCUGUCAUUCCUUUAUAAUUAUAGAGACGCGAAUCCAACUAUUUUUAUCGUAUAGAGAUAUUUAUAUUUAUAUACACAUCUGUUUUCAAUAGUUUGAGGUAAUCGCGAGACAUCUUUCGAUAUGAAAAUAUUCCGUUCGCCUAGCGACCGUUUCACUUCUCCGUUUGCGAUGAUUAACUCGUCAUGCAAAAUGUAUAUCGAAUGGUGAUUCGAUUCCGAAGAAAAUUAUCUGCCGUGAUUAGCAGUCACGUCAUACAUCCUUGGGUUCUGUAUGAUGCUGCUUUACGUGGGACUCUGUAUAAAUCAGCUAAAUCUUUGACACGUUUUUAACAAUCGCACUUUGACAUCAGAAUCAAAUCUUUAAAUAGGGGAAUCGAUUUUAGCUAGAAAUUUCACGUUGAUAACGAUCGUCAAUGUUCUAGAAAAGGAAAAGAGAGCAAAUACAGCUUAUAGUUUGUUGCUAGACGAGAACGAGGAUACAGCAUCUGAUUAAAUAACGUUUUAAAUCAUUGAGUUUCUGUUUUCGAGAGGGUAGGUACAUAGGAAGGGGCGAUACAAGGGGAUAGGCGAUAAUCAAUAAUGGGUUUAGUCCAAGUAUCUCGUGAGGAACGUUAGCUGUAGCGUCAAAUUGAAAUAUACAAGUGUACACGAGUACAAUUGA